Molecule: messenger RNA, 4801 nt
Organism: Thrips palmi
Lineage: Eukaryota; Metazoa; Arthropoda; Insecta; Thysanoptera; Thripidae
Gene: Galphao
Product: guanine nucleotide-binding protein G(o) subunit alpha
Exons: 8
Coding region: 480-1544 (354 amino acids)
Biological process (GO): adenylate cyclase-modulating G protein-coupled receptor signaling pathway
Cellular component (GO): heterotrimeric G-protein complex
Molecular function (GO): G-protein beta/gamma-subunit complex binding; GTP binding; G protein-coupled receptor binding
Source: RefSeq, a predicted model, not a curated record
GAGUCGAGGCCUCACCGGAGCUAGCCGUCGCAGGGCACGUGAGGUGUCGUUCGCGAGGCGUGGCGUGGCGUGGCGUGGCGUGGCGUGGCGUGGCGUCGCCGAGUGGUGUGCCCGCAGACAGUUAGGCCGAGGCCGAGGAAUACCGGAGGCAGUACCCGCGUCGCCGAGCACGCCGUGUCGGUGUGGGACUGUGGGGUGCUGUGGGGUGUGGUGGGCCUGCCCGAGUGAGCCCCGCUGGACCGACCAGGACUACCCGUUGGGGUGCAUGCGGUCGGCUCGUGGGGCGGGGCCCCUACUCUCGUCGGGCUGAAGCAGGGCGCAAGGCUCCCCGCGGAAGGCCCCGAGCCCCCGCAGCCCCCGCAGGGGACACGGCUCAGAGGCCCUCGCCUGGCCCUAGUUUUUCCCUUAUGUCCGGUUGAGACCCGGGACGGGGUCCCCCACCAGCUUCCGUCACGUUCGUGAAGCAAGGAAUCAAGAAGAUGGGGUGUGCUAUGUCGGCGGAGGAGCGCGCCGCGCUGGCGCGCAGCAAGCAGAUCGAGAAGAACCUCAAGGAGGAUGGGAUACAGGCGGCCAAGGAUAUCAAACUAUUACUUCUAGGUGCCGGAGAAUCGGGGAAAAGUACUAUAGUGAAACAAAUGAAGAUUAUCCACGAAAGUGGGUUUACAUCAGAGGACUUCAAGCAGUAUCGGCCAGUGGUGUACAGCAACACAAUACAGUCCUUGGUCGCCAUUCUAAGGGCCAUGCCCAACCUAGGUAUCGCUUUCGCUAACAACGAAAGAGAGACGGACGCCAAGAUGGUGUUCGACGUCAUCCAGCGAAUGGAGGACACAGAGGCCUUUAGUGAGGAACUCCUAGCAGCAAUGAAGCGUCUGUGGAGUGAUAGUGGGAUGCAGCAGUGCUUCCAGCGGUCGAACGAAUACCAGCUCAACGACUCGGCCAAGUAUUUCCUGGAUGACUUGGAUCGGCUGGGAGCCAAAGACUAUCAGCCUACAGAACAAGACAUUCUCCGUACGAGAGUCAAGACCACCGGCAUAGUAGAAGUUCACUUCUCCUUUAAAAACUUAAAUUUCAAAUUGUUCGACGUCGGAGGGCAGCGGUCCGAGCGGAAGAAAUGGAUCCACUGCUUCGAGGACGUCACGGCCAUCAUCUUCUGCGUGGCGAUGUCAGAGUACGACCAAGUCCUACACGAAGACGAGACCACGAAUCGAAUGCAGGAGAGUUUGAAACUCUUCGAUAGUAUCUGCAACAACAAAUGGUUCACCGACACUUCCAUCAUUCUCUUCCUCAACAAGAAAGAUUUGUUCGAGGACAAGAUUAAGAAGUCACCCCUGACCAUAUGCUUCCAGGAGUACGGAGGUGCCCAGGAGUACGGCGAGGCGGCGGCCUACAUCCAGGCGCAGUUCGAGGCCAAGAACAAGUCGACGACGAAGGAGAUCUACUGCCACAUGACCUGCGCGACGGACACCAACAACAUCCAGUUCGUGUUCGACGCGGUGACAGACGUCAUCAUAGCCAACAACUUGCGGGGCUGUGGCCUCUACUGAGGGGUGGGGCGCUCACUGUAUUUUGUAAGCAAAGACUCUCGGACCAUCUGGGCAGUGCAAGCCGUGCGAGCGCAGCGUGCGCAGUGUGCCCGUCCGUCGGGUCGCCGCGCGGUCUCGCGCAGUUUCUCCUGGCUUCUCCUACUAGAUCACUCCUUUUUGUUUCCUCUGAAGCCAGACACUUGGCGGUCUGGGUGGUGUACAUACGUGUCUUUUUUAGUGUCGACCUCCCUGCUUUGGACACCUUUUCUUUCGUUUGACUAUGCAAUAAAACGUUACGGACCAAUCGGCCGGCCGGCUGGCCGCGGCCAGGUACUCCGUUGGCCCUGCCAGUCGUUUGCAAACAUUUGAUAAUUCUAGUUUCUCUCUUAAAGAAAAGUUGGCGUGGCGCCUAUCAGGCGGCUAUAUCUCUUGAUAUGUAUUUAUUAAAAGAAACAAAUUGUAAAUUUCAUAGAAAGCAAAAGCCAUUAUUCUAACUAUAAAGUACUACAAUUAAUUAAUAAUUGUGAAAGAUUCGAAAACUGCCACUGUUCUUUCCGUGUCAAAUCUAGUGUUCCGCGACUCGGGCCCCGAAAAUGGCCUCUCUCUCUCUCUUUUCUAGUCCAAUUCAAGACGAGCAUAGAGGAACACUAGUGUUGUACAGUUUUGUUCGGUUGGUAGUACCACAAGGAGUGAAGUGCCAAUGCGUGUUCAGUUAGAGCCGUCAGCGCGUUCAGAGACGGUCCAGAGACGUGGGUGCUUCUACGCCCCCAUCGUCUCUCCCUGGCUUAGCCUCUUUGUCGCCACGGCGUUUUUUUAAAUUAUUUUUUUUAAUUUAUUAAGUCACUAUGUUGGUAGCUCGUCCUCACAGUCACUGAGUUAUCACUUCCUCGCCCCCCUCCUUUUGUAACUAGCAUCUUCUCCACACCAUUGCCAUGAUUUGCCAUAAUUUCACGCCAAGAUUUGUGUCACUGUAAGUGCUGGAUCGCGGCGUGCUCGGAUCUGAUUCGAGCCGGGUCGCCGAUGUCGACUGCAGGCCGGGAACCGGGAAAGUUACGUGCAGACAUUAAUACGUACAAUUGUCAAAGGUUUUGUCCAAUCAUUGUACAUAGUAGUAAGUUAUAUUUUGUUGCUAUUGUAACGCAUAGAAAAUAUUUUAAAAAGUCAUCAUUUUUCAUGUUUCUUUUGCGGCUUCGUGAUGAGAGGAUAUCCUUCUUAUGUUAUCCUAGAGUUAGUACCUAAGUCAUAUUAUUGUGGAUCUAGUCAAAUGGGUGUGUCCUGCAAGACCGCCCACUCUCUCUAUCCUUGUUUUCCCUGCAACACUUCACGUGUUGUCUAAAACGCGCACCAAGUGUGCGCAAAUUGUUUUCUUGGUAACUAUAUUUCCCCUCGGAAAAAUGUUUUACUUUCUGGAAGCGUACAAAAGUGCAAAUUUUACUGGCUUCGUGUUAUUGUUGAUGUUGUAUUUAUGUUUUUGUUUGGUUCCUCUUUGCGUUCAGACGGCCGGGAUUUUGAAGCAGGAAGUCGCGCAUAGAACGAAGUUGUUAUCAAAAAGCGUUCCGAACUCAUUCCUUGUCGGAAGGCGACCCGCCGACAGGUUAAAUCUGUGACCAGUCUGUGACCAGUCUGUGAUCAGUCUGUGACCAGGUCUGCGACCAGUCUGUGACCUGUCUGCGACCAGUCUGUGACCAUUCUGAGACCAGUUUGUUAUCAGUCUGUGACCAGGUCUGUGACCAGUCUGCGACCAGUCUGUGACCAGGUUUGUGACCAGUCUGUGACCAGGUCUGUGACCAGUCUGUGACACUCCGGACGGCACGAACGAGACGAGUUCACCCGUUCCGUAGCAAUACAAAAGGAUGGCGGUAGUGAUGCGCUAAACUGCCUAUUUUGUGUAUUUCAUGCUGAAACCCAAUUUUCAAUUUUCGCUGAGCCACUUUACAAGUUUAAAAAGCCUUAUAGUCAUAAUGUUUUGUUUUUUGUUCGAUAUGUAAGACUGUGCACAGAUUUCUUUUCUCGUUUUUCACCGUAAUGCGAACGAUGGUACGGCUGAUCUGAAAUAUCGUUGUUGUCUUCGUUCAUUUAACUGAGGAGUUUGUUGGUGCUCGGCCCUUGCGGUGUGGUGGAAGCGGGGCCUCCAGCUAGGCCAGGGGCAGCCAGUGGCACCCAGUGACGAAGGACCGAAGGCCGCGUCCGGGUAAGGGCCUCAGACCCUGCUCUCGGAUGCAGCUCGGCGUUUUUGUGGCACAACUUUUUGCAUUUAGCGUGACGAGGCUUUCUCGCGGCCGGGCAGGGCCUCCCCUUAUUGGCUGACAGAAACCCUAUUCUGUACAGUGUUUAUUGAGUGUUUCAGCUUGAAAUAUAUUUUGAAAAUACAUGUCUGAUUACAUAAUAUAUAUUUUUGAACAUCAUUCCAUAUAACAUUGCACAAUCCAUUAUAGCUUUGGUUGAUAUUUUUAUAUAUUAUUUGCUGUCUUGUUUUGUGGAGGGCCUCUAGCUGGGUGUGGAAUUUUGUUUCUACUGCAAAACAAAACUAAGGUUCGUGUUAAACACAGUGUCCUACUUUUACUCCCCUGUCCCCACUUUUAAUCUCCCUCCUUUUAAUCUUCCAAACAAUAGACAGUCUGUUCAAAUUUCGGUAGGUUAUUUUAUUUAAAGUGCUCCUUUGUACAGUCCUGUAUUUAUAUCUAGUGAGUAUAGACAUGUUGAGAGUGUCCUAAGGGUGCCGUUUUCGUCUGCGCGGGUCUAGGCUUCUAGGCGGCAUUGGCUGGGCGUGUCAAAGACAGUGUUCCAUAGUUAUUGAAGACAGCCAAGGCUUGUUUUGUAUCUUUGUAUUAACAAACUGUUUUUUAUUUAUCGUUUUUGUUAGUUAUUUGGAUAAAUGUGGGUAGAAAAGCACCACUAAUGCGAAGUCCAUAGCCAAUGCCAAAAUGCCCGCACCCGCCAGACCAAAAAGAUAAUAAAAUGUCGUUCGACAAACCUGUAAACAGUCUGUAAUAAAGAUUUCAUUAUGUCCUCUUUGGGGUAUUACCAUUUCAUUAACUUGCACAUAUGGUUUCACUUCUUCUGAAUUGUUGCUUUGUUGUGAAAAAAAAAAUAAUCGAAGAGAAUAACAAUAAUGUUUACAUUUAAGAUAUAAAAUUAAAAGUUCAUGUUUCGAAAAAAUAACUGUAGAAUGAAUUAUAUGAUUAUUAUUGUAUAAACAUUCGGAAAAUGUUGUUCUCUGCUAAAUGUAUGUUUCUAUGUGAUGUGAGUAAGAAAAAUAAAGAAGUAAAUACUGUAAA